Messenger RNA from Calidris pugnax (ruff), 1822 nucleotides. RefSeq names its product tRNA isopentenyltransferase 1 (gene TRIT1). Gene Ontology annotation, molecular function: tRNA dimethylallyltransferase activity. Gene Ontology annotation, cellular component: mitochondrion. The transcript has 11 exons. The record is from RefSeq and is a predicted model, not a curated record. NCBI's taxonomy places the organism in Eukaryota, Metazoa, Chordata, Aves, Charadriiformes, Scolopacidae. Gene Ontology annotation, biological process: tRNA modification. The coding region runs from base 85 to 1299 and encodes 404 amino acids.
CUCGGCGCUACCGGCACCGGCAAGUCGGCGCUGGCGCUGCAGCUCGGGCUGCGCCUCGGCGGGGGGAUCGUCAGCGCCGACUCCAUGCAGGUGUACAAGGGCUUGGACAUCAUCACGAACAAGGUUUCUCCCCAGGAGCAGCGUCUGUGCAGACACCACAUGAUCAGCUUUGUGGAUCCCCUUGUCUCUAACUACACAGUGGUGGAUUUCAGAGACAAAGCCGUGGCUCUGAUUGAAGAUAUCUUUGCCCGAGACAAGAUCCCGAUUGUUGUGGGAGGAACCAACUACUACAUCGAGUCUCUGCUCUGGAAGGUCCUUAUCAACACCAAGGAGAAGGCCAGCACGGCCCCCAGCACAGUCACCGACAGGAAAGUGGAGCUGGAGCAACUGGACGGUGUGGAGCUCCAUCGCCGCCUGAGCCAGGUGGACCCAGAGAUGGCGGCCAAGCUACACCCCAACGACAAGCGUAAAGUGGCCAGGAGCCUCCAAGUGUUUGAAGAGACGGGGAUCCCCCAUAGUGAAAUCUUGCACCAGCAGCAGGAAGAAGAAGGUGGGGGACCCCUAGGGGGGCCCCUGAAAUACCCCCAUUCCUGCAUCUUGUGGCUCCAUGCAGACCAGGCAGCACUGGACCAGAGGCUGGAGAAGCGGGUGGAUGACAUGCUGGCUGCAGGACUCCUGGAGGAGCUGCGGGACUUUCACCGACGCUACAACCAAGAGAAGGUGGCCGAGAACCGGCAGGAUUACCAGCAUGGCAUCUUCCAGUCCAUUGGAUUCAAGGAGUUCCAUGAGUACCUCAUCAGUGAGGGGAACUGCUCGCCCGAGACCAGUGCUCUGCUGCUGCAAAAAGGGAUCCAGGCUCUGAAGCAGGUGACCAAGAGAUAUGCCCGGAGGCAGAACAAAUGGGUCCGGAACCGCUUUCUGAGACGUCCCGGGCUCAACGUGCCCCCGGUGUAUGGCUUGGAGGUGUCUGAUCUCUUGCGGUGGGAGGAGGAUGUGCUGAAACCUGCUCUGGAGAUUGUGGAAAGCUUCAUCCAGGGACGUGAGCCCCCAGUAGAGCCUGUGAAGAUGGAGUACGAUGUGAACGAGAACAAGCGGAGUCAUCGUGUGUGUGAGCUCUGCAACAGAGUCAUCAUCGGGGACAGGGAGUGGGCAGCUCACACACGAUCCAAAUCCCACCUGUACCACCUGAAGAAAAGAAGGAAGCUGGAGGCCGCCAGCUGCGCUGCAGAGACCAAGGGGGACAGUGGGGGCACGGAGACCCCUGGCGAGGACAGCAGCAUGUCUGUGCCUUUGCCGUAGGCUGCCAACCAGCUGGCGAAGGGGAGCAGCCGCGCUCCCACCUGCAUGGCGAGGACGCUGAGUCCUGGAUGGCCUGGAAUUGAAUGAGCUGAGUCAUAUUUUUUUAUUUUUUUGGGGGAUGAGGCAGGUGUGUAAGUGACGGGCAAAGGCUGGCAGCUGCAUCGGAUCCUCUUCAUGUGGCCUCAUCGCGCCCUGUUCCCAGGCUUCCCCAGCCCUGCCUGGAAAGGGCUGAGCCCCUGGGGCAAGGCUGCUACCUCCUGCAUCCUCCCAUUGCCAAGCAUUAAUUCCUGCCAGAGACGUAGCAUUAUCCUUGGAAUGACUGAGUCGAUCCUGCUGGCAUGUGAACAUGUCAUUCUCAGAGACAGAAACACCCUGCGCUCCUCCAGCUUGGCCAGGAGUGAAAUCCGGAGCUGAGCGAGCUCUUACUGCCUUUAUUGUGGAGAGGAUAUAUAUAUUUUAUUUUUUUUUUUCCUUUUAUAUGGAAAUAAAGUUGCAGGGUUAUUGUGGGUUCCCCUCCCUAUUA